CUUUUUGUUGGAUUGCUGUCUGAUGGCGUUGCCUGCGUGAGGUCCAACUCAAAAUUCCACAAGAUGAUUUUGAUGUUAUCUUUAAUUCUUCUGGUAAAUGUGGUGAUCAGAGCUGAAAUACUACCACUAUGGUCUAGCUCUCUGCUAGAUGGAAUAAGUGAUGAAACAGUUCCUCUCAAGUACCUUGGCCCUACCCCGCGGCUCUUGUCUAAUUGUGAAGAGACUGCUCAGAUGUUUCUCUUUGAGUAUGCUUAUCUAUCCCAGAAUGCAUUUGUGACACCAAUGGCUCCAAUGAGAAUCCCUGCUAAUCUGCUUCAUGUUGAUGAUCCUUUUGUCCAAAGUGCUGUAAUACGAUCAGAGAGUAUAGCCCUUCUCAUCAAUGGAACAGUCUUCAUAUACACUCUUCAAACUGGAGAAUAUCAAGAAGUAAUUAUACCAGCUGAUUACAGAGUGGCAUCACUGGAAUUCUCGCAGUACUGCUGCCAACACACUUGGUGUGAGGAUUGGAGUGAUGCUGUGUUUGCCAUAGGGAAACGGACUGUACCAGAUGAUGGCUUGAUCAACAUAUUUGUCAUAGAAAGAGGAAAACCUGAACCCGUAGGAACACCACUACCACAUGAUCUACAGGAUCAUGAACUGUUGGCUGCUGUUCCUCUCUUACCUUGGCAUUCUGUGGCUCUUCUUUUAAUGACUCAAAACCAGGAAGACCAUACUCAAGAAGCUAUAUUUUACUACUUACAUGUACCAUUUGAAGGUAGAAACCCAGAGAGAGAGGAAGAUCAUACUGAGCAGUCAAUGAAGGCUAUAGUUUACUCUCACCAUGGCGACAUCCUCAAUAUUGUCCAUCUCAAAAACAAGUUUGGGGAGUUCUUGAUGUGGGGCCCUAAAGAACUAUUCAUCUCAAAGACUGGAGGUCAGUCUGUGUUUAGAGCCAGUGAAUAUCUAAUGGAACAUCUUGAAGAUGACCAUGGUGAAUAUAUCCAAGAACUUAUUCCAGGUGCCAAUGGAGAUUUUGCUUUCUUGACAUCAGAAGGAAGACUGUUCUAUGGGCGUAGUAAUCUAGAGACACAUUUGGUAGAGCUCCAUGCCGAUGACUUGGUCAGCCCUAAUUCUGCUAUCAGCUUUGACAAACAGAGCAAUAUCUUCAUCAUGAAUGCACAGCAUUACGAUAUGGAUUCCCAUGGUGCAUCAACAGACAGCUUGGUUUAUUUGACUUCAGAGCUCAUCUAUCCAUCAGAGGUCCUAGAAGAACAGGACCAUGACCUACCCAGUUGUCCAUUUCUGCUAUUUACUGCUGAUUUUGGAACUGAAUUAUUUUACAUUGAUAUUGGAGACAGUCUGACGUUACGAGCAUCAUACAUACCAAGUCUGUGGCAGAAUAGUAACAUUAUGAUCUAUGCAUCUAAUCCUAGCAUCAUUACUGCAAACACCAGCCUGACGGCAGCAGAUCCUAUCGGCAGUGGACUAAAAAAGAUUGAAGUAGUAAGUACAUGUAGUUAUAGCCUAGCAAGUUAG
Messenger RNA from Lytechinus pictus (painted urchin), 1515 nucleotides. RefSeq lists its product as uncharacterized. Gene Ontology annotation, biological process: sperm capacitation; flagellated sperm motility. The record is from RefSeq and is a predicted model, not a curated record. Bases 64 to 1515 code for a protein of 483 amino acids. NCBI's taxonomy places the organism in Eukaryota, Metazoa, Echinodermata, Echinoidea, Temnopleuroida, Toxopneustidae. Gene Ontology annotation, cellular component: sperm principal piece; CatSper complex. The transcript is spliced from 12 exons.